This is a messenger RNA of Scheffersomyces stipitis CBS 6054, 882 nucleotides long. It is a transcript of the gene FML1, whose product is annotated as fumarylacetoacetate hydrolase family protein. Gene Ontology annotation, molecular function: catalytic activity. The record is from RefSeq and is a predicted model, not a curated record. Bases 1 to 882 code for a protein of 293 amino acids. Lineage: Eukaryota; Fungi; Ascomycota; Pichiomycetes; Serinales; Debaryomycetaceae. The transcript has a single exon.
AUGACCGCUACUUGGAAAAGAUUAAUCAGAUUCGUCGCUCAAGACGGAAAGAUCUACAGAGGUGAACCUAUCGUCUCUGAUGCUGAAUAUGAUGUUGGUAAGCAAUUCUUGCAAGGAAAGCUUAUCAAGGCCAAGGUUGUCACUGGUGACAUCUUUGAUGAUGCUGUUGUGACCGACGAAGUUAAGGAAGUAAAGACUUUGUUGGGUCCACUUACUCCAGACGAUGUACCCAUGGUAAAAUGUAUCGGUUUGAACUAUAUGAAACAUAUCCAAGAAGGUGGAAGAACCCCACCACCAUACCCAUCUGUUUUUUACAAAACCCGUUUCAGUGUGGCUGACUUUGGUGAAGACAUUCCAAUUCCUAAGAUUGCUCAAUCUAAGGUUGACUACGAAGGUGAAUUGUGUAUUGUUAUCGGCAAGACAGGUAAGAACAUCAAAGAAGAAGAAGCAUUGAGCUACGUUGCUGGUUACGUUGCUGGUAACGACGUUUCUGCUCGUAACUGGCAAAAGGAUCCAGAGUUCGCAGGUGGUGUUCCACAAUGGUGUUUCUCUAAGAGUUUUGAUAAGUACGCUCCUUUGGGUCCAGCCUUGGUUUCUACUCAAGUGAUCCAAAACCCAGGCACUCUUAACUUGCAAACUACAGUCAACGGUGAAGUGCGUCAAGACACUAACACCAACGAUCUUUUGUUCGGAGUUCCAAGAAUCAUUUCUUUCAUUUCCCAAAACACUACUUUGGAAAAGGGAACUGUCAUUAUGACCGGUACCCCAAGUGGUGUUGCCAUGGGUAUGAAGCCAGCCCCUGUCUACCUUAAGAAUGGUGACAUUGUUGAAGUCGCUAUCGAACAAAUCGGUACCGUUUCUAACAAGAUGGCCUUUGAGUAA